Molecule: messenger RNA, 549 nt
Organism: Naegleria fowleri
Lineage: Eukaryota; Heterolobosea; Eutetramitea; Acrasida; Naegleriidae
Exons: 1
Coding region: 1-549 (182 amino acids)
Source: RefSeq, a predicted model, not a curated record
AUGAAUUCAGCUCUACAAACUCCGGGCUAUACUGUCGCAGAUAUCGAAGGCCUUUAUAUCACCACUGCUUGCCCUUAUUCAGAUCCAAAAGAAAAUUUUUUCAGACCCUCAGACAAAUCAAAGUGGGUCACCGGUAAGGAUUUUAUAACUUCAGUAGGAAAAGUAGAGGAAUUCACUAGAGACAAAUCUCUUCCUCUGUUCAUCAAUAAUGGACUUGCAUAUGAAAGUUCGAAUCCAGCUCUGGUACAACAGAAGCUUAGAUCAUCAGAAAAGACCAAAAUGAUGUCACCAAAAGGUUUUGUUUCCAUGUUCGGUAAUAGCGGUUGUGACAACAUUGAUAAGCAAUACAGCUUGGGAUUUACCAGUCCAGCUCGAGGGUCACUCCAUUCCUUCUCGGCUCCACUCCCAACCAACAUCAAAGGUCAGUCGAGAUCUCCGGUACAAUUAAGACCACUUUCAGGUACUUCUUCCAGUGCCGCUAUCAAUCUAAUUUCCAGAAAUAUGGCUUCGCCUAAAUCAUCUCCAAGACUCUCCAAUAAAUUGUUGUAA